This is a messenger RNA of Mytilus trossulus (common blue mussel), 7246 nucleotides long. Its product is annotated as platelet-activating factor acetylhydrolase-like. The record is from RefSeq and is a predicted model, not a curated record. The transcript is spliced from 9 exons. The coding region runs from base 317 to 1651 and encodes 444 amino acids. NCBI's taxonomy places the organism in Eukaryota, Metazoa, Mollusca, Bivalvia, Mytilida, Mytilidae. Gene Ontology annotation, molecular function: 1-alkyl-2-acetylglycerophosphocholine esterase activity.
CAACAGGGAGUAGUGUCGCGUUAAUCUCUAUCGAUUUGAUCAAAGUUAAUCUGUGGUCUUUUAACGGUGUCACAGUAAGAUCUGUAAAUAAUUGCAGGUAAAUUAUAUUUCUUUACUUUCUUGUAACAGGUAAACACCGAUAGAUUUUAAACAUUCAAUCAUGCAUGGUAACUAAGUGUGGUUUGUUAUGACAAAUGUACCGUGUGUACGUAGUAAACAUAUCCAUACAGGAGAUAUGAAUGGAGUUGUGAAAUCCUAGUAUCUGAAAUCCAUACGGAGACAAAAGGGAAUACAGCCGGUGUCAACUGCCUAGGGAAUGAAUUCCGAUUCCAUAUUUCAUCAAUGUUUCUCACAACAGGGGCUACAUAAAUCACAAAGUGAUUGUUCACUAGAAUUCAAGACACUAAGACGAAAUGACAGUUUUUUUAAACCAAAAGAUAAGGAAAAGGAGAAGAUAAGGAGACAUCUCCCUAUUGGAACAGGAGACUAUUCUGUAGGAUGCCUGGAUAUUAUGUGUGAUCAUUCUGAAAAGGGAUCUUUCUUCCGGUUGUAUUACCCUAUUGAAAAGACAGAUAUAUACAAACGUGACAAGCAGUGGCCAUUGUGGUUGCCAAGGAAACAGUAUGGAAAUGGAUAUGCAUAUUUUAUCCGACGCUCCAAGUCGGUGCUUGGGAAAAUGUUUAAUUGGAUGGGAGGUGAUGUGUAUGUACCUGCACUGUGGCAGCACUAUCCCCUCCCUGGUAAACAGUACCCAGUGGUGAUAUUUUCUCAUGGUAUUGGUGGUAACAGAACAUGCAACACCACCGUCUGCUGUGAACUGGCUUCUCAGGGUUAUAUUGUGGCAGCUGUUGAACACAGGGAUGGUUCAGCAUCCAUGACCUUUCAACUCAAAGAGGACAUCAAAAGUACAGUGAAUGUAUCCAAUAGUAACAGUAGUCAGAUGCACAGAACACGUAGUUAUACAGAAGAAUGGAUGCCAUUUGAUUUUUCACCUCCUCGAUGGGACGAUUAUGAAAGUAGAAACAAACAGGUGUAUACAAGGGCUGAAGAAUGUACACGAGCACUGAAUGUAUUAACGGAUCUCGAUAAUGGAGUAACAAUACUUAAUCAACUUGGUGGAAAUUUUAAUCUUAAACUGUUUAAAAAUUUAUUUGAUCUGUCAAGAGUAUCACUUGUUGGGCAUUCAUUUGGUGGUUCUACCACUGUAUGUGCUCUAUCAAAAGACACACGAUUCAAAGUUGGAGUUAUGAUGGAUGGGUGGAUGCAUCCUCUCAAUGAAGAAAUGUAUAACAACAUUACCCAGCCUGUACUGAUGAUUAAUAUGGAGACAUUUCAAUGGCAAGAAAAUGUGGAUCAAAUGCAGCGUCUCCAACAAGAUCCCAAGGUCCAAAGACCUAUGAUUACAAUUAAAGGAACCUGCCAUCAAAGUGUUACUGACUUUCAAUUUUUAGUAAAAAAACAAAUUGGUAUGUUUAUGGAUGUUCGACACACGUUGUCUCCAAAAAUUGCAAUAGAUGUCUCAAAUAAAGCUACACUAGGAUUUCUUAGGAAGCACCUUGGCCAAAAAGGGGAUACUUAUGAUAGUAUCAUAGCUGGUGAAAAUGAACAUACUGUGUUGGGUCCAAUCAUUGCACGAGAAAGACCAGCUUGAGGACUCCAGUACCGGCAAAGGACUUCAAUCCAUAGAGAAAUCAGCAACACAUGAUCUCAUUUACUUGGCAUUCAUUUCUCAAUCAAUGCAAGAGUUAAGAAAUGUAACAAGAUUCAGUCCUAUUUAUACUGUUUUUGUUAAAUACUACAACUUGUACAUUCCUUCUUUUGAAAUGAAAUGCAAAUUACAUGUACUUAUUGUCCUAUCACCAUGAAGGUAGAUUAAGGAUGUACGGCAUUUCCAACUAUUCUCUUGUGACACCUAUCUUGUCCAAUGCAUGAGAAUUUUGUGUGUAAAACGUAACCAGAAAGAUUAUCACUCAUCAAUCCACAAAUUUGUUCCUUCUUGAUGUUGAUACUUUCUAUGUAGCAUAGACAAACUGUGAUCUCUCCUUUAAUAGAGGAAGCUAUAGUACAGACGUGGCAUUCUGAUGGUAUUGAUAGUGCAAUUAUUCUCCCAUACUUGUCACACCAAAAUCCAAAGAAAAACAGUUGUAUUUGUUUAAGUCUAAGGGAUAUAAUUACACAAGAUAAUGGAAUGGAGACCAGAACCUGAUUAAUCAAGAUAUUAUUUUAGUCCCAAUGAUAUAUUUUCAUGUACAUUCUGAUUAAGAAAAAAUGUUGAUUGUACAAAUUCUAAUAACUAGACUUAUACAUAUAUUUAUGGAUAAACCGGAAACCAGAUCAAUGCUGAACUAACCUAUAUAACAAGAAAGUGAGUCUAAUAUAUUGACUUACUCAAGAAAAAUAAACUUUGCUUGUAGGGGACUUAAAAAGUAUCUCAACUGAUUCAAUAAUUACAGCAAAAAUUUAAAAGAUAUGACUGUUAAUUAAAAAGAAGUGAUUACAUGCAGGAUUUUUCAAUAACAAAUCUGGGAAUUGGUCAAAUAAGUUCUAGCUUUCAAAAUUUCUGAACCCUUAAUUGUAGUAUAAUAGAAACACAUAAAAGCAUGAUGGCAGAGUAUAUCUUAAUGUUUCUAGUAAUAAAUUACAAGUGGCUAGCAAUUCUACCUUUUUCUGAAAAGAGAUAUAUUUUUUUAAAAUAUCUAUAUAUUUGCUUGAUUGAAAUAUUUCUUCAUAUAUACAACUGUUUAGAUAUAAAAUUUGUCUUUGAGUUUAAGGCCCCACAUGCAUCCUUCUGUAGAAACCUAAUGCCUUCAGUUAUUUGAUAUUGUUUCUGCACAGUGAAAUGAAGUUGUUUUGUGUUUGACCUUGAAAAUUCACCAUUUGCCUUAUUGCUUCCAGUUUAAACUAUGUUAUUAUUGUGGAAAUGACACAAUGGAUAAAGAAUAUUGUGAUAUUGUAAUGUUUAUUUUAUAUGCAGUUAACAUUGUAUUAAAUGACUAUGACAUAAAUGUGUUUAAAUGUGCUUUGUUAAAUAUACUUUGUUAAAUGUGCUAGCAAUUUUGUAUAUGUGAAUAUAUAUGUUUGCAUAUUUUUAUAAUUUUUUUUUUGCUCAGUGUAAAGUGCAAACUCUUAAAACCAUGCCAAGUGUCUUUCAUAUAAACUGUGAUAUUUUUGUCUUUUGUAAUAUGAUAUAUAUAUUUUUUAUCUGUACUUACAUGAAUUUUGUAUGUAUAUGAUUUAUGUGCAAACUAAAACAUGUAGCAUAAAUGUUUAAUUUUUCGUCAAUUUUAUGGUCCAUUCUCCAGUUUUAGAAACUGUCAAACUGUGGUGAGAGGUAUGAAGCAAGCUAAAAAUUUAAGAAAUAAAAUGAUGUUGUGUCUAUGUAAAGUAUACGGUAAACUGAAUUGUGAUAGUUAUGUCUAUAGUAGACUGGGUUCACUGUCAUGUUUUCUUUAGUGCAAUUUUUGUGGUGAUUGUUGAAGCAAAAUUGUGAGAUUAAUUAUUGUGAUUUGAGGACAUGCAGUAUGCAAACAAUACUAUCAACAUUUAAAAUGCUAGUUUUAUUUAUGAAAACCCUAUCCUAUUGCAGUAUUCACAUUGAUAAGAACAUAGCACAAAUUUCAGAAUUUGAAUAUUUAUUACAUCUGGCAUGUUAACAAUGUUCUAUUUUGUAGAUGAUAUUUUAUAAUAGUUACUAAAUAUGGUUCCUGUUUUGAUAUAUAAUAGAUAAAUAAGAUUUUUGUUAUAGGUUUAAACUUUUAAUGUCUUCUGUUUCUGUCUUCUGUUUUUAUGCUUAUUUUCACUGGAACAUUUUUAUCUUUUUUUUUAAUCUCAUAUUAUAGUAAUUAUUUCAUUCUUGUCCUAGAGUAUUUCUCUUACACUGGGGUCUUGUGAUGGAGUAUUUAUCUUAAAACCAGGAGUGCUUCAUAAAGUCUUGCAUAAGAGUGAUUCCAUAUUCUUGCCCUGGAGUGUAUUUCUUAUGUUGUGGCAUUUUUAUCAUAUAGUGGAGUAUCUAUUCAUGACUUUUAAAAUCAUAUGUUACCAGCUUGUUGUUAAUACUCUCUCAAUUAUUGCUAUGUGUUAAGUGUUCAAUCCAAUAUUUUUGUCAAAAUAUAUGCUGAUUAAAUGUUGGUGCUAAAUCUUUGUAUUGGUUUUUCAUGAAGUGAAGUAAAAUAAUUUAUAUUUUGCUAUUCACAAAUAAAUGAGAUAUUUUUUGUCUCACAUACAGUAUUGCUGUAGAUUUUCUAGACCGUAUCUCUUUGUGUUCUAUUCUCUGUUUUUACAUUAGUUUCCUUUGCAUUCUAAACAUUUAUGUACAUUUUACUGAAUGUUUAAAUAGUUUGACAUUAUUAAAUAUAUGUGAAAUUCAGCUGUGUGACACUCUAGAUAUUUUAUAUAGGAAAUUAUGACUUUUAUUUUCUUUUCAUCCAGAAAAACAUUUGAUAGCUUCUGGCAAAUUAUUAUUUUUGUGCAAGUGCCUUACCAUAAAAAAGAUUUUCCACAUUUUUUUUUUAAAUGUCUUCACAUUUCAGAUAAUUGAAUAAGUGUUACUUUUGCAAAAAAAAACUAGAUAGGAUCAUUAUCAUUUUUAAAAGUUCUUGUUCAGCAAACCAUGUUUUUUUCCACAUAUGUUUUCUAUACUAUACUAUAAUAUUUAAAAUAGAAAUCUAAAUAUAUAUUUCAAAAUACAUGUUAUUGUUAAUAUAUUUUGAACCAGAUUAACACCUAUUUCUUUCAACCUUUUAAUGUGUUUCAAAUGAAAAAUCCAGACACUAUUUUUUUUAUGCUUAAUAUUUAGAAUUUAUAAUUGUUUGUAAAUUAUAUUUAGAAUUUAUAAUUGUUUGUAAAUUAAAUGCAAGUACGACUGCACUAACCUAUCCUAAUUUAUCCAUAAUUUUGUAGCAUUUCACAUUUUUUUUCAAAACGGCAUUAAUGAAAAUGUAGUCAAUAAAAAUACCAGCAUUUAAACCUUUAAACUAAAAUGAAGAAAAUUUUGUGUCCAUUUCAUGUUUUUUUUAUAAACUAUUGAAACAAAAUAAUCUAGAUUAACUGUAUAGUUUAUACUAGUAAAUAUUUUUGACACAAGAUUUUUAACAUUUUGUUAUACAAGACAUUUCUUUUUGUAAGAAUGGGAUUUAUCGCUAUUUUGUGCAUUUUUCUUUUGAUCUUUUUUUUGUGAUAAUUUUCAUAUCAUGCUUCUUGCUUGAGAUGGAAAAAUUAUCCCUAGAAACUAAGCAGACACGUAGGGUUGCUAACGAAAUUGACAUGAAAUUGACAACGUCGUCAUAGGUGAAAUAGCGAUAAAUAGAUUAUCAUUGGUCAUCUCAACUCGAUUGCUUUUCUCACUUUCGCUGUACCAGCUCAAGCGAGAAAAUCAAUCUCAUUGAGAUGACCAACAAUAAUCUAUAAAGAUUGGAGUAAGUAUAGUCAGAUAAGAAAAUCUUUUAACUUUAUUUUUUUUGGAUAAACUUAGACAUCAAUCAAUCCACUUAGAUAUAAUUUGAUCUGAGACAACAAAAUUUAAUUUAAUUUUAAACCUCUAUGUGACAAUGCAAAGACAAUAACCAUUUUCACAUCCAAAUAAGAUUGUCAUAUCCAACAAAGAUUGUCAUAUCCAACACUCUAUUGGUCAAUAGUUAACAAGAAGCCAUCAACUGUUUCAGGAUUUUAUGUCUAUUUUUACCGAGUAAAAUUCCAUAGGGAACCAUUUAUAAUUUUUUUCUAGUCCAGUGCUUUUAGAUGCCAUAUGAAAAUAGAUUAAUACCGGUAAUAAAAUGUGAGUAAAUGACUUAAGCCUGAACUGAAAAUGUGAUUCACUUUUAUGAUAUGAAGGCCUUCACUGAAAAUAGUAUUCACUAAAAAAUACACUUGACGGUGAUAUGAUUCUCUCAUAGAAUGAAGUAGUGACUUAAUAUUUACCAUGUUAAUACUUAACCCCUAAAAUGAAAUCAGAAAUAGAUCUAUUCAUGUCUUCAAUAUGUGAUAUUUUUCACUGUUUAUAACUCAUGUAGUUAAUCAAUGAAAAAAUAAGCAUGAAGCUUGCUUCAGUAUUUACUAACAUAUUAGCGAUGACUCAUGUACUAUAGAAGGGUAACUUUACAGUUUUAUACUUCAUUAAACCAUUUCUUGGUUGUUUUUAUUAGUUUUUUGUUUCUUUGUUUCUUUUACAAUUAGAAUACUUUAUAAAACGAAUUGUUUUGUUACUAUAUUUUUUAUGUUGCACAUGUACUAUAGAAGUUUUUUUUGACGUCACUACAAAUAACCCAUUAUGUAUGUGUAAUAUUGUAUGACCAUGGAAAUAGUAAGCCAUCCUUGUUAUAUGUAAUUGGUAUUUUACUUUAAAGCACUUAUUUUGUAUAACAUCAUUCCCAUUUAGAAUUUGUAUUUGAUUUUUACCUUGCACAAUUAUAUUUUAACCUUUGAUCCUUAUUAAAAUAUUUAUAGCUGCAAAAUCACAAAUAAAUUUGGAUUUUGAUAUUUAUAUAUAUACACCCACAAACAUGGACAGAUGUAUAAAUUCGAGUUUCCAUGACAACUCUUAGAGACCAGCUGAUUUAUUUAGCUUGAAACAUCUAAAACUAACAUAAACUUUCAACAAGAUACUAUUCUGAAAGGGAGACUAAUCUUGUAAUUUAUAGAACAUUUGUAAGGAGGAAUACAAUAUUUCCAUGGUUCAAGAUUUAAACUGUAUAACAGGGUUAGUAAUUUACUUGUGUAAUUUUCAAGAAAAUGGUCUUUUCAUUGUGUGUGAAUGAGGAACUAAAUUACUGUUAUAUUUUUUUACCGCAAUAAAAAUUAUAUUUGCAGGGAUAAAUACAGCAUUUUAUACACAUUAUAUAUAAUAUUAGAUUCUAAUGAAAAAUCAAAAACAAUAAAAGAAAUAUUCAAAUCCAGCUCUGUUUAGUUAUGUUGAUAAUUUUUUAUACAGAAAGUGAAAUGGAAGGAAACAAAAUUCUAAGUUUGUACGGUUAAAUAUCGGUUUAGAAAUAUCAUAUCUAUAAAGGUUUGAAAUUGAAAAGCUUCAUUUGAAUAGUUUUAUUGUUUAUCUGCCAACUUUUUAAUUAUUUAAGUAUAAUGUGAAUUAGCGAGUACAGGUAUAACAUAAUCACACUGUGAUUGGGAAAUAUUAUUAUUAGGCUACAAUUGAUUAAGUAUAUUAGACCAAUUGUAGCCAACUGUUAGCAUUGCAUUGUGCACAUUCCAGAUUUUUUAACUAUUUUUGCAAUAAAAUUAAAUUAAACUAAUAGAA